GCGCGGCGUCUCCUAAAACUCGUCCAGCGCCGAGAAGAGUGUAGUAUCAACUUCGAUCCUCCUUAGUUUUCGACUUCAAUUCGCCUUUACCGUAAAUCUGAGAAUGUCUUGCUGCGGAGGAAGCUGUGGCUGCGGCUCUGGCUGCAAGUGCGGCAGCGGCUGCGGAGGGUGCAAGAUGCAUGCCGACCUGACCUACAACGCCGAGAGCAUCACCGCCGCUGAGACCCUCGUCAUGGGUGUCGCUCCCGCGAAAUCGUACUUCGAGGGGGCGGAGAUGGAGGCCGGAGCCGAGAACGGGUGCAAGUGCGGCUCGAACUGCACCUGCGACCCGUGCAGCUGUAAAUGAAACGGAUCGCGACCUUGAAUUCCAGCCCCGCCUACCCUCCCGAUCCCGGGGGGGAACCGAUCGAGAGAGACCGGGUCUAAUGUUUUAGUAUAUAACAUGUUAAGUGUUGUCUGUGCGUCCUUCGCCGUCUGGGUCUUUUACCCUGUUGUCGGAAUAAAGCAGCCGCGGCUGCAUAUGUGCGACUGAUCCUGAACUUCCCUUGUUUAGGGUCCUCCUUUGAUGAAGGUGGCUCCAGCCGUGGCCGGCUUUGGUCUUUUCUUCUUUCUUUCUUUUUAUUUUGUUGUCUGUCUUCUUUGUAAAGGUCGCGUCUGAUCUGGGUGUCUCUGCUUCGGGCGGGUUGGUUUGUGUCGGGCUCAGAUGAUGAAUGAUAAAGGCGAUUGAAAGGUCUGUUCUUGCGGUCAAAAAGUUGGCACUAUCUCUUUAAAUUGACUGCCCGUUUUUCGUCUGGUA
Messenger RNA from Eucalyptus grandis, 796 nucleotides. RefSeq names its product metallothionein-like protein type 2. Lineage: Eukaryota; Viridiplantae; Streptophyta; Magnoliopsida; Myrtales; Myrtaceae. The record is from RefSeq and is a predicted model, not a curated record. The transcript is spliced from 3 exons. The coding region runs from base 104 to 346 and encodes 80 amino acids. Gene Ontology annotation, molecular function: metal ion binding.